AUGGCCAAGGUUCCUAGAAACUUCAGGCUUCUCGAGGAACUGGAAAAGGGCGAAAAGGGCCUUGGAGCAGAGGCAUGCUCUUAUGGUCUCGCUGAUGGGGAAGAUAUGAUGAUGAGCAACUGGAAUGGGACGAUCCUUGGCCCCCCUCAUAGUACCCAUGAGAAUCGGAUAUACAGUGUCCAGAUCCAUUGCGGUCCCGAAUAUCCAGACAGCCCUCCCACUCUCCAGUUCAUUUCCCGUGUCAAUCUGCCUUGUGUUGACCAGCGAUCCGGGAAUGUCGACCCAUCAAAGCUGCCUUGUCUUGCUCAGUGGAAGCGCGAUUACACCAUGGAGACAGUUCUACUUGAGAUCAGAAGGUACAUGGCCCUUCCGCAACACAAGAAGCUGCCGCAGCCGCCCGAGGGAACGAAUUUCUAA
Messenger RNA from Monascus purpureus, 417 nucleotides. The record is from the annotation of a GenBank genome assembly. NCBI's taxonomy places the organism in Eukaryota, Fungi, Ascomycota, Eurotiomycetes, Eurotiales, Aspergillaceae.